Funneliformis mosseae is the source of this 327-nucleotide messenger RNA. Lineage: Eukaryota; Fungi; Glomeromycota; Glomeromycetes; Glomerales; Glomeraceae. The record is from the annotation of a GenBank genome assembly.
AUGGGAAUGACCGCUUGCACACUUACUAUGACUGGGCUAAGAAUGGCGAAAUUUUUUUGUGCGCUGUCAUAUUGUCACUCAAAAAAUAUUCUUCAUCAUGCACUACAUUCUGUUGAAGGAAUACCUUCGACCAUUAUUGUACAAUUUUCAAAAAAGUCGACCAUUGAAUUUAAAGGGACUAAAACACCAAUGGUGGUCCAAAUGAAGAGAUUUGAGUUUACUGAUGAUUAUUAUAUCAAUCAGGAUGCGUAUGAGACCGCAUCACAAUCAAUACCUUUUCAAUAUGAAACGGAUUUACGAUAUCAUCAAAUUGGGAAUAAUAUAUAA